AUGACCUUGAUGAGCGAAGAAUACAAUACAUCCUGGGCUGGCGACUCUGGACUAGGGCUUGGGCUCAUGGGAGAAUACUUUGGUGCUUGGCCCAAUGCGGACAAGACUCUCCUCACCGAGAGCCUAAUGUGUCUGGGAAAGAAAGGUGGUGAUGUGGUCGAUGACUACCUACAAGCCCGUUCGGAUGUUUGUAUCAGCACAUGCCCUGAAGCCAGCACGAAGCGCGCAAGCUUAGAGGCUUUGGGCUUGCUUUCGAAUCACAGCACUAAAACCCUGGGUGCCCGGAGAAUAGAUCUAGAUGAGGAGCCAUCUCCUAGUGGAAAUGGGUACCUGCCAACCUGGACGUACAUGAUCCAGGGUCUAAUGGACGGUACACUCACCCUGGUCUAUGAACAGCUAAUUUACACCAAUAGGGGUGAACAGUUUCUUGAGAUUGCUUGGCGAAUUCCGAGUGGUGACGAGGGCGCCGGUUAUCGCGAACGUAAUGAUGAUGAGUAUGUGGUUUUCCACUUUCACUUUGAACAUCUUCUCAAUAUCCACGGCACCGACUACGCUGGGGUCUACGCAAUGGUUGCUUUCCACGGCCAGGGACGUAGUCCCAACAGCCGUGUAAAUGGCAACGACCGUACCGACCGGAAUUUACGAGCCGAGAUUCUUCGCUGUAACACCGAAGAUGAAGCAAAUGAGUUUACGCAAUACUGGUACCCAGGGUAUGCUUCGGUUGACGCCAGGAGCAAUUUCGGAAACUGGAUAGUCGACUUUGGGGUAUGGUUGCAUGAACAGGAUCUAGUCACCGCGCGGACUUUCACACACUUUAACCGUGGACAAUUGGAAACCUACCAUGAUGAAGACAGCUUUUGUCCAGAACGCCGAUACUUCGAUUGGGGGGGGUAUACUCGAAGUCGUCAAUUUACUCCGGGAGGCGGAUCCGAAGGAGACCCUAGCCAGGGCGAAGACGAUCAAAAUGACGAUGACGGAGUAUAG
Aspergillus melleus is the source of this 984-nucleotide messenger RNA. RefSeq lists its product as uncharacterized. The transcript is spliced from 4 exons. Bases 1 to 984 code for a protein of 327 amino acids. Lineage: Eukaryota; Fungi; Ascomycota; Eurotiomycetes; Eurotiales; Aspergillaceae. The record is from RefSeq and is a predicted model, not a curated record.